AUGUCCGCUGCUUCGAACUCGUUCCGCCGCAACCAGCUUUUCGAUGUGUUGGAGCAAAUUGAAGACGUCAGGCGCAAUGAACUUGUUAACGACAUCUUGGACGCCAUUCAAGAGCAUCAGAACUAUCAAGGCGGUCUCGGCGGUCUCGGCGGGGGUUUCCGCAAUGACUUUUCCAACCGUCGUCGGGGAGGCAAUGACGUUGACCAGUUGAUUGAUCUUGUGCUUGGUUCUUACGGUCGCCAGGGGGCAGAUGGCUGGGGAAACAACCGGUACGACAACGAUGUGGUCGGUGAGAUCUUUGGUAACCGCGGCCGUUACGGUCUGAACAACGAUCUUGAGGACAUUGUCGAGCAACUCUGCGGCAAUGAUCGUUACGGAAGAGAUUUUGGCAACAGGCCCCACGUUCUCGAGUACAUUGUCAAUCAGCUUGUCGGCGGCGACCGAAACAGCUUCCGUGGAAGCCAGGGCGGCAAUAUUCAGCAGCUGCUCCACCAGCUGCUCCGCGGUCGAAACCAGCGUGGUGGCUACGAUCAGGACCAAAGGCUCAACGAUGUUGCCCUUGUGAUUAUCAACAGGUUGAUUCGCAACCUCGAUGGUGACAACUCUCGCCAUGGACGCUUUGAACUGGACAUUCUUGAUUACCUGCUGAACAACUAUAACCGUGGAGGUCGCCAAGUGGACUUGUACCAAGUGAUUCAACGUCUCUUCAACGGUUACGACUCGAACUCUCGGCGUCGUUUCGGCGAACACGACAUUGUUAGGGAGAUCUUCCGUUUGGUCAACGAUGACGGCAACAGGUCCUUCUACGAUGACGACCAGGAUAUCUACCGUGGCCGUAAUUCGAACAUUCUCCAAAUAUUGCGUCAAUAUUUUCGAAACCAAGAGAACGACGAAGAAGGUCGGGCGACCGCUUCCACAGGAAUGACAAUGUCCAAGAAAUCCUUCGCGACCUCUUCGAAGGGCAAGGAAACCGCCGCCGAAACAACGGGGGAAGAUUCGGCCACAACGACAUUGCCGACCUCUUUGAGCAGUUCGGGCAGGAGGGCAGGCGGGGAAACUUCUUCGGCGGACGCAACAGGCGUGGCUACCAGGACAUCUUCGCCGACCUUUUUGAACAGGACGACCUCCAGAGAGGAUUCGGACGCGGGUACAACUCCUACGCCGGCGGAUCCCUUGGGAACCGCGGCUUCUUCGGCGGUAACCGCUCCAACAACCGCUUCAACCGCUUUGGUCGCAGCAGGUUCGACGACUAUGACGCCGGGAACUCCGGCCUCUUCAACAGUUUCAACAAACAACGGAGGUUUUGAUCUGGUUCCACUACCCGCUUCUGAAGCUCAAGGCACUGUAACCACUUUGGAGAACAAUUUUGCAACUGAACAACAGGAUAACGAAAGUGGGAAGGUGAACUCGGGCGAUGAUGAUGGGGAGGAUUGGUAUGAGUAG
Spizellomyces punctatus DAOM BR117 is the source of this 1443-nucleotide messenger RNA. RefSeq lists its product as uncharacterized. The record is from RefSeq and is a predicted model, not a curated record. NCBI's taxonomy places the organism in Eukaryota, Fungi, Chytridiomycota, Chytridiomycetes, Spizellomycetales, Spizellomycetaceae. The transcript has 5 exons. The coding region runs from base 1 to 1443 and encodes 480 amino acids.